This is a messenger RNA of Pleurotus ostreatus (oyster mushroom), 978 nucleotides long. RefSeq names its product NADH-cytochrome b5 reductase (gene MCR1). Gene Ontology annotation, molecular function: cytochrome-b5 reductase activity, acting on NAD(P)H. The record is from RefSeq and is a predicted model, not a curated record. Bases 1 to 978 code for a protein of 325 amino acids. Lineage: Eukaryota; Fungi; Basidiomycota; Agaricomycetes; Agaricales; Pleurotaceae. The transcript has 7 exons. Gene Ontology annotation, biological process: ergosterol biosynthetic process.
AUGUUCGCUGCCAGAACUGCCUUACGGUCGUUGACUCUCAACGGGGCACGCCGGUACUCUUCAGCAACGCCCGCGUCCAAGAGCUCGUCCAAUCUCCCUUUCUAUUUGUUGGGCGCCGGCGUCGCUGCUGCUGGAGGCUACUACUAUGUCAAUUUCAGCGAGAAAGCAAAGCCUGUCGUUCAACAGUUAAAGAGCCCCCUCGACCCAGAGAACUUUGUGGACUUUAAGCUCAAGAGGGUAGAGCCCUACAACGACAAUACGGCCAAGUUUGUAUUCGAGCUCCCCAACAACGAAGCGUCGCUGCUGCCCGUAGCCUCUUGCCUCGUCGUGAAAUCAUCCGACCCCAAUGCCCUGGUCAACGACCAAGGAAAGCCAAUCAUCCGCCCGUACACACCCAUCUCGCCUCCGGACCUUCCCGGGGAACUGACACUUAUGGUAAAAAAGUACGACACCGGGAAUGCAUCAAAAUACAUCCAUUCACUCAAGGAAGGAGACUCGCUCGCAAUCAAAGGACCUAUCCCCAAAUGGCCCUAUAAGAUUAAUGAAUUUGAUGAGGUUGCGUUGAUUGGAGGAGGCAGUGGCGUCACUCCCCUUUACCAAAUCCUAACCCAUGCCCUCGCGGAUAAAUCUAACAAAACCAAGUUCACGCUCCUCUUUGGUAACAUCGCCGAGAAAGACAUCUUGCUCCGCGAGGAAUUUGACGCCCUGAAGAAGCAAUUCCCGGACAAGUUCGAUGUUGUGUACUUCCUUGAUAAGCCGGAGGCCAACUGGAAGGGAGCUAAGGGAUUCAUUGGGAAGGACGCUCUAACUAACUAUGUCGCCCCGCCAACCCUCGGUGAAAAAGUCAAGGUGUUCGUUUGUGGACCUCCUGGUCAAGUAGCUGCUCUCGCUGGUAAAAAGGCGGGGAUGAAGCAGGGCGAGCUUGGUGGCAUACUCAAGGAACUUGGUUACACUGAAGAUCAAGUUUACAAAUUUUAG